Hippocampus comes (tiger tail seahorse) is the source of this 2523-nucleotide messenger RNA. RefSeq names its product purine nucleoside phosphorylase-like. The transcript has 6 exons. The coding region runs from base 242 to 1111 and encodes 289 amino acids. Gene Ontology annotation, biological process: nucleoside metabolic process. Gene Ontology annotation, molecular function: purine-nucleoside phosphorylase activity. The record is from RefSeq and is a predicted model, not a curated record. Gene Ontology annotation, cellular component: cytoplasm. Lineage: Eukaryota; Metazoa; Chordata; Actinopteri; Syngnathiformes; Syngnathidae.
GACCCACCACCAGUGACGUAUUUGGGGGCUGUGGCUGCCCGGUGGGAGUGGGGUUGUUCCGGGUUGGCUGAGAGAACGAGGGCGAAAGAGGAGAGGGCCGGGGUUUCGCGUCGAAAAAGCGAAAAAAAAACCCCAACUCCUCCGCAUCCUCACAGACGCGCGCCCAGCAGUCAAGCAAAGCCGCUCGACCCAUCUGAACGACUACUAUCAAGAUCAAGACUUCCCGCAUCAUUGUCUCUGAAUGGAUGACAAAUUCAGCGACGAGUAUCAAGCAUCGGCCGACUGGCUGAUGUCCAAGACGUCCUCCCGGCCCACCGUGGGCAUCGUUUGCGGCUCGGGUUUGGGUGGCCUGGCCGAAAUACUCAAGGAGCGCCAGGUCUUCAAGUACGCCGAUAUCCCCAAUUUCCCGCAAAGCACAGUGCAUGGUCACGCCGGUCAGCUGGUUUUCGGAACGCUAAAGGGAAAGGCCUGCGUUUGUAUGCAGGGCAGGUUCCACCUGUACGAGGGAUACCCCGUCCAGAAGGUGGUGUUCCCCAUGCGCGUCUUCAAGCUGAUGGGCGUGGAGACGGUCAUCCUGACCAACGCGGCCGGCAGCCUCAACCAGGACUACAAGGUUGGCGACGUGAUGAUCAUCAAAGACCACAUCAACAUGCCGGGAUUUGCCGGAGUCAACCCGCUGGUGGGACCCAACCACGACAGGUUUGGCGUGCGCUUCCCCUGCAUGUCGGACGCGUACGACCGCGAGCUGCGCAAACUGGCGCACGAGGUGGCGGCCGAGCUGGACUUUUGUGACUUUGUGCGCGAGGGGGUCUACUGCGUCAUUGGAGGGCCUUCUUUCGAGACCAUCGCCGAGUGCCGCAUGUUACGGCAGCUCGGAGCCGACGCCGUGGGCAUGAGCACGGUGCACGAGGUGAUCACGGUGCGUCACGCUGGAAUGCGCUGCCUGGCCAUGUCGCUCAUUUCCAACCGGGCGGUCAUGGACUACGAGAGCCAGGCCAAAGCCAACCACGAGGAGGUCCUGGAGACGGGCCGCCAGCGGGCCGCGCAGCUCGAGCGGCUGGUCAGCACGCUGGUUGGCCGCCUGGAGCUGUGCCACAACAAGUCCCUGUGAGGACGGUACGGUUUUUGUAAGUGGCCAUUUAAGAGGAUUAAAAAAAAAAAAAAUACAGAUAAACCGAGCAUUAUUUGCCGGUUCGUUCAUCCUGGGAAAUAUUUAUUACCAUUAAACCCAAAAAUCGUCUCUGUGGCAUCCCUUUGGAUUUUUAUUUGAAAAUCCAGCCACCAAAGCCAAUUGCAUUUAAGAUCAGGAAAUUUAAGAGCAACAUCAUGAUGAGACCCACAAAAAAAAAAGUCUCAAGAAGCCAGGCCAGAAAAGUCACAGCAAGUAUUCCAAUUAGGGUUUGAAACAAACAUUUGCGUGACAUUUUCAGGCAUCCUUUCAAAGACAAACGAGAGCGUUUUUUUUGUUCCAAAAUUGGAACUCCAAUAAACCGAAUUCAAAGUAUAUUUUAUUGCGCAACAUGAAAUUUAAUAGAAUUUUUUUAUUCGGAGUGGACACUCCAAAACGUCCCAAGAAACCAUGCCCGAAAAGACACAGGAAGUCUGCCGUUGCGAUUCAAAGUCGCCAUUCUAAGGGUAAUAUCUACCAUUUCCUGGGUUCAUACCUAUUCUUUAAAAAUCACUCUCCUGAUCCCCGAAGCCAGUUUCUCUGAGAAACGUGACAUUUAUCACACAUGUGCAUCACUAGUAAACCCACAAAAAAAGUCUUCAGAAUCCACGCGGUAAAAGUCUCAAGGAAGCAGCAGGAAGUGUGCUGUUUUGGGUUUGAAGCGACCAUUUUAGGACAUUGCUUGGGCUCCUCCAAACUAGAGAUUUUUUGAGACCAAAUUGGAAGGGGCGCCAACCAAGCUCAUAACUGGUAUUCACGUAGACAUGUCACAAAAAAAGUCAAGAAGAAACCCACCACGGGAAAACACACUGGAAGUAUUCUAAAAUGAGCCCGAAAUGUCCGUGAAACCUGAACUCCACCAGGAAAUGUACAUUUUGCUCACCAAAAUGGAACUCCACAUUCUAAACAAGCGGAUGACUCUUAAGCUGCAAGUUAGCAUCCAAGUUUGUUCGCCUCCUACUGUCCAGGGUUAAUACAUCAACACACACUUCCGCUCGAUGAAACAUUGAACACUAAAAAGAGUCACGCUCUACUUUCUCUGCUGUGUCAUGUUUCGCUCAAAAAGCAGAACUCAACUUGAAAUGCUCUUAUUCUAUUUAUGCGCUCACUGAUUUAUUCCACGAUGACAGAAACGGGUCAAGGGAUUUUUAUAAAAGGCGUGACGUGACCGAAUAUUUAUCUCCAAAGUGUAUUUAACUGGCGUGUUCUAUUGACAUAUGAAGAUAAUAUUAAGAUGUGUAGAGUGGGGAUGGACCAAAACCGUGGGAACAACAACAAAAAAGUCUUAUCACUGUCUUCAGUUGAUGUUCUCUUGAACUAUUUUUGCCAUAAAAUGACUCACUACAUUGACAAUC